GAUAUGGUAGAACUGGAAAAAGUUUGGAGAAGGAUGAUAAGGACAUGGAAGGCAGAGAAGGGCUUUCAUGACAGUGACAGCAGAACAUAAAACUAUGAGUCAAGCUGGUGAAGAAAGUUCCAGUGUCACAGAAUUUGCAACUGAGAACGAGCAACAAUUGACUCCAACAAUCUAUAGCCGAGACAAGGGAUCCACUGACGUAACAGCAAGUCCUGCAUUUCAGUGUUUAGAUGAGCUAUUUUCUGCUGGAAAAAUCACAGACACCAAAGCAGCUGAGCUGAAGGAACAGUAUACCCUGCUGCAUAAGACUGUGAUAAGUUUACAGGAAUCUGAAACCCAGCUGUUGCAGGAAGCCAAACGUCUUAGUGUAGAACUGGAACAACGGCAUGAACUGGAAAAACCUGAACAAGUCCCUGAAGAAUCUUCCAGUGAAGCUUCCCAAAUAAGGCAACAACUUCUUAGUUGCCAAAGUGAAUACGAUGCUAUUAAAGCAAGAGAGUAUGAGAAUCAGUUGAAGAUAGAAUGUUUGCAAGAAGAAAAAAGGCUUCUGGAAGAUGAAUAUGAAAAAAUUUCAAAAAAAAAGAAAGACGAUGAGAAAAUUAAACAGCUGAAAGAAAAUUGUGAUGAGCUCUGCAAAGAAGUAGAUGAGAGGAAAGCAGAAAUUGAUGCAAUAGAAGAAGCUGUUUCAUCCAAACAAAAGCUGAUAUUAGUAGAUGAGGAAGAAACGGAAAAGCUUCUGGACAUGCAGACUAAUUUAAAAAGUGAGCUAGUUAAGAUCCUUGGUGUUCCAAAACAACUUGCAAAAGAAACUGAGAAGAUAUAUCGGAAAAAAAUCGAUGCAGAGAAGAAGAAUGAAGCCCUUAAUGAUGAAAUAGGAGAGUUGAGUAGAACCCUGAAAUCCAUCGAAAAAAGGACUGAAGAGAUUUUACAAGAAAGAGAAGAUGUAAAGAAGGAAUUGGAUAGCAACCAAGUUUUGAUAGAAAGCAAAGAACGAGAAUGCAUUAGUUUGACAAAAUUACUAGAAAUUAACAGAGAGAAGGAAUUAGAGAUCCUAUCAGCCAGAGAAAUUCUGGAAAACAAUUUAAAUAAAUGUAUCUUAGAGAACAAAAAACAACGUGAUAUUCUCACUCAAAAACAAACACAGAAGGAGAGAGAACUGAAAAAUUUAAAAGUGUUGGAAGUACAACUGGGUGUGAUUUAUGAUUCUGUGGAACGAGACAAGGCACAGCAUAAAAGACUCAAAUCAGAGGUAGAAACUAACGCAAGAAAUAAUGAGGCAUUAUUAGAAAGACGACAAGAAGUGCAGGAGGAAAUUGAAAUGAUCAAGAGACGUUUGGCUGAACAGGCAAUGAUCUCAGAUAUGGAUGCCCGCAUGUUAGAAGAAUGCAUUGCUAAAGAACGCUUGCUUUUCAAAGAGCAGGAAAAACGCAGAACUGAGUUAUCCCAACUUAUACAUCUGACUGCUCUCAGAGCUGAUGAGAGGCAACUGAAAUCCAGGGAUGUUCAGAAAGCCAAGAUCCAACUCCAAAGUCUUAUUAAAGAAUUAAAAAGAAGGAAUGUUGAAAUAAAAGUCUAUAAAAAGAGGAGAAGAGAUAUCCAAAACCAACUCCAAGGAUUCGCUAAAAUGUGUGAUUUUAUCCAAAUUGAAAGAGAUAAAUGUAUACAAUUGGUGCGUGGUGCUCAGUGGAAAGCAAGGGAAGCUGGAAACCGAGUAAAAUUCCUAGAAAAUACCAUAGAAAAUUUAAGGAAUACUCUUAUAGACAAGGAAAGAAAAUUGCAGGAAAAGCAUACGAAGAUUAAAAUUAAUGCAGGAAUAGUAGAGCAUCUCAAAAAGAAUUAUUGCAAAAUUGCACAAGUCAUUGAUGAGAUGAAAGAAAAGCAAAAGCAUUUGAACCUUGAGAGACUGACCACGACAGUCACCCACAUCAAAGAGGAAAUUGCGCAGCUACACAAAAAAUGCGAAAGGGCUAUUCAGCAACAAGAGGAGAGUGGUCUUCUGCUCAGAGAACGAGAUGAAGAAUUAGGCUUUUUACAUGAAAAAAUUAACAGGCAAGAGAUGUUGUGUAGAAAUGGAGAUAAUAAGAUGCAAGUUAUGGAUGAAAAGAUCAGUUUUCUGAAGCUGAAGGUAGCUGAGAAAAAGAGAGAGAUUGCAUUGUGUUUUAAAGAGCUCCCAGUGAAGAAUGCCCUGAAUGCAAACCUGGCGAGACUGCAGAUACAGUAUUCCCAGUGCAGGGAAAAGAUUAAACAGCUGGAGGAAAUUUUUGAUGAUGCCACAAAUGAAAGCAGAAGGCAUGAAAUGGGAGGGAAGGACCCAUCUGCACCUGAACUGCUAAAAAAGAUUGAACAGCUGGAAGCAGAGCUGCUGCAGAAGGAGCAGAAGCUGAUGCAGAAGGAAUUUCUUUGCGAGUCCAUUUCUGAAAUGACGGACAGAAUCCGUGCUGAGGCAGAGAAUGGGAAGCAGGACAUGCUGCUGUUUGCUAGAAGGAUAAAUGAACUGCAGAGGAAGAUAAAGGACAAAACCAAGGAGAGGAGGGCUCUUAUUGCAGAGUUGACCAUGAAGCAAUCACUUGUCCUUCAACUUCAGCAGGAAAUGAGAGAAAAAGAACAAUUUGUGAUGAUUGCUUCAUGGAGGAUAAGUCAAGGUCUCCCCCCUCUAAAGGAAACAGAAAAGGAAUGGUUGAAGAUCCUAGGCAGUGACAAGACACACAAAGCAGCAGCUGAAGACAGAGCUGAAGAACAAGAUGCAGUGCCUGGCCAUGCCCACACAACAGCCCAACAAUGCCCAACCACCUCGAUCCCAGAUGAGAAACAGAGUCUCCCAUUCCCAAGGCCCCAUGGUGCUGUGGCUCCUCUCAGACCAAGUGAAUCCAGUUCAGAUCGGAGACAUUUCAGCAAAUCUACUGCACAGCCAUCUGAAACCUCAACAGACAGCACCUGAAGCAGGAGAAGCCAUUCUAGCUGCUGAAUCCUAAGGGUCAGCAGCAUUUACACUCCACUGAAGGAAGGUCUGUUAGUGUUCAGCCAAAUUCCAUAUUGAAAAACAAAGUAUAUUUUCAUGCCAGAAGCACAGUUAACUAGUCGGUGAUCCAAAGCCUCUUCUCCUGAUAUCCCAAAUGGAGUGCAGUAUCUUAAAGUGUUAAGAAAAGUUAGUGGUCAUCAUGCUAUGCAUUUUUUUUCCAGGUAGAGUUUUAUUGCAUCUGAGGAUAUGUUGUAAUACAUUUCAUUAAAAAGAAAAGGCUAGAAAAUCUUCUCUUAUUAAUAUAAUAUGAACAAAGUGGCCACCACUUACACACCAACAUGGCUUUCUGCAGUCUGAGUCUGGAGUUUACACUUCCCAGAGAAAUUCCAGUUAUGUUGAGAAAAAUAUUCCUUCCCACUAUGCAGUUACUGGGAAAGCUAAAGCUUCACUGAUGGCAAGGACAAGAGAGUGACCAUGAACUUGCAGAGUCACUCCCAGGAACCAGAUCUUUUUAUUUCAAUGGUAAGGAAGAGGAAGCAUCAGUGGAAACUACUAAGAGAAAAUAUCAGAGGUUAUUAUUCAGAACCUCCAAAAUAUAUCAAAUUGUUAAUGAGUUUCUCUAGUUUAAUAGGCUGAAAUUUUGUAGCAAUGUUGUAAAAUCCAAUGAAGACUGCAGAAAAUCCUGCAUGGCAGAACUUGACAAUUUUCUCUGCAUAGCAAACCACUAUUACCAUUUUAAAUUAAUGUCACAGUUCAGAACUUAAAACAAAAGAACAAACAAUACUGGCUCAGUAAUGUACAAAUAAAAGUUGAAAACAAAGGAAAAACAGCCUCCAUAAGCUUCUUUCUGAAGCUGAGGUUUGAACUGUAACACUAGAAGUUGUAAGAAAGAAUUAUGUAAAACUCUGUCCAAGAUACUGCUAAGAUAAAUUUCAAAAGCUUUGUUCUUA
Molecule: messenger RNA, 3909 nt
Organism: Chiroxiphia lanceolata (lance-tailed manakin)
Lineage: Eukaryota; Metazoa; Chordata; Aves; Passeriformes; Pipridae
Gene: CCDC146
Product: coiled-coil domain containing 146
Exons: 19
Coding region: 68-2938 (956 amino acids)
Cellular component (GO): cytoskeleton
Source: RefSeq, a predicted model, not a curated record